This is a messenger RNA of Aspergillus novofumigatus IBT 16806, 1239 nucleotides long. RefSeq lists its product as uncharacterized. Lineage: Eukaryota; Fungi; Ascomycota; Eurotiomycetes; Eurotiales; Aspergillaceae. Gene Ontology annotation, molecular function: DNA-binding transcription activator activity, RNA polymerase II-specific. The record is from RefSeq and is a predicted model, not a curated record. The transcript has 2 exons. Gene Ontology annotation, biological process: regulation of transcription by RNA polymerase II. Bases 13 to 1239 code for a protein of 408 amino acids.
GUCGCCGUCGCCAUGCCGCCUCGCAGGGUCUUGCGCAGGCCGCACAAGAAGUCUAGGCUUGGAUGUCAGGAGUGUAAACGUCGGCAUGUCAAGGUAAGCAGCCUUGCAGCUCGACCAUCCUCUGUCCGAGUUUCCCGUCCGUACUUGUCCACCGCUGUCGACCCAACUGUCACGACACCCGUGACCGUCGCACCUUCGCCAGUCUCCUCAGGGCCGUUGUCUGAUGUGUUGGCGCCGUCAUUAUCCACCCCCUCCGUUUUUUGCCCAGAAUCCACCCCAACACCAUCAGUACAAUCCGGCGGCUUGUACUCGCCUCUCAACAUGCACCAUAUGGAGCUGUUUAGCCAGUUCAUUCUCGACACCGGUCCGAGCGUUUACGAGGGAGGGAGUAUUGAUCAUGAGAGUUUCCGUGCUAUUAUGCCUGCUGCGCUCUCUGCCCCAUAUGCCAUGUAUCAAAUGCUUGCACUUUCUGCUCUACAUCUGAGCCAUAUAAGGGCUGCCCAAGCGAGUCAUUAUCGCGAGGAAGCCACGUUCCUCCAAACAAAAGCAUUAAGUCUGUUCAAUGACUCCUUGGCCGAGAUUACGACUGAAAGUUGUGCACCUAUGCUGAUUUUCUCGAGCCUUCUCAGCCUUCAUACCCUCGGGGAAGCAGUCAUAGCCUCUCAAACGGAUGCAGGUAGUUUUUUGAACAGAUUCGUUACGUAUCUAAAUCUUCAUCGGGGCGUGCGUGCCGUCACUAGCGAAUCAUGGCAGCUGCUGUUACACUCCAACAUUUCGUCUAUGCUUAAUCGUGCGGAACGUACGUUGCAUGCUGCUUCUUUGCAAACUCAAGAACAAGCUACCUUCGUCGCCGACCGAUUGCACAGCCUGCUUAACGACGCAGAUAUGGGCCCAGAAUCCCAGCACACUUGCCGUGAAGCUGUGGAGAGUCUACAGCUCCUUUAUCAGUCCGAGUCAUCGAUAGGAGAGACACCUCCCGAGAAGGCUCCUGGCUUGAUUUGGACUUGGCCUAGUUUGCUGUCAGGCGCUUUCACUAACCUUCUCAUGAAACGAAGGCCCGAGGCGCUCAUCAUUCUUUGCCACUACGCGGUUCUCCUCCAUCGAAGACGGCACAUAUGGCUUGUACGCAAUGCUGGUCAGAUGCUCAUUUCCGAGAUCACACGGUUCCUUGGCACGUAUUGGUUAGACUGGCUCGAUUGGCCGAACCAGGUGCUCCAGGAUCCUUCUCGAGGGCUUUGA